Vombatus ursinus (common wombat) is the source of this 4256-nucleotide messenger RNA. It is a transcript of the gene GDF11, whose product is annotated as growth differentiation factor 11. The transcript is spliced from 3 exons. Gene Ontology annotation, molecular function: growth factor activity; cytokine activity. Gene Ontology annotation, biological process: SMAD protein signal transduction. Gene Ontology annotation, cellular component: extracellular region. The record is from RefSeq and is a predicted model, not a curated record. Lineage: Eukaryota; Metazoa; Chordata; Mammalia; Diprotodontia; Vombatidae. Bases 1 to 1173 code for a protein of 390 amino acids.
AUGGUGCCCGCGGCCCCAGUGCUCUUCUGCCUCCUGCUCCUCGCCCUGGAGCUGCGGCCCCGGGGGGAGGCGGCCGAGGGCCCGGCGGCCGGCGGGGAGCGCGGGACCCAGGCGUCCGAGGAGCCGGAGGGCUGCCCCGUGUGCGUGUGGCGCCAGCACAGCAAGGAGCUGAGGCUGGAGAGCAUCAAGUCGCAGAUCUUGAGCAAACUGAGGCUAAAGGAAGCGCCCAACAUCAGCCGCGAGGUAGUGAAGCAGCUCCUGCCCAAGGCGCCCCCCCUGCAGGAGAUUCUGGACCUACACGACUUCCAAGGCGACGCGCUGCAGCCUGAGGACUUCCUGGAGGAGGACGAGUACCACGCCACCACCGAGACCGUCAUCAGCAUGGCCCAGGAAACGGACCCUGCUGUGCAGACAGAUGGCAGCCCCCAUUGUUGCCACUUCCACUUCAGCCCCAAAGUGAUGUUCACAAAAGUGCUGAAGGCCCAGCUGUGGGUGUACUUGAGGCCAGUACCCCGACCUGCCACUGUCUACCUGCAAAUCCUUCGUCUCAAGCCCCUCGGUGGGGAAGGAACUGCAGGAAGUGGGGGUGGGGGGCGGCGCCACAUCCGGAUCCGAUCCCUCAAGAUCGAGUUGCACUCAAGAUCGGGCCACUGGCAGAGCAUCGACUUCAAACAGGUGCUGCACAGUUGGUUCCGCCAGCCACAAAGUAACUGGGGCAUUGAGAUCAACGCUUUCGAUCCCAGUGGCACUGACCUGGCUGUUACCUCCCUGGGGCCAGGGGCUGAAGGGCUGCACCCAUUCAUGGAGCUUCAUGUGCUGGAGAAUACAAAACGGUCCAGGAGAAAUCUGGGCCUCGACUGUGAUGAGCAUUCCAGUGAGUCCCGCUGCUGCCGAUACCCACUAACUGUGGACUUUGAGGCCUUCGGCUGGGACUGGAUCAUCGCACCCAAACGCUACAAGGCCAACUACUGUUCUGGCCAGUGCGAGUAUAUGUUCAUGCAGAAGUACCCACAUACCCACCUGGUGCAGCAGGCUAAUCCCCGAGGCUCAGCUGGGCCUUGUUGUACUCCCACCAAGAUGUCCCCCAUCAACAUGCUCUAUUUUAACGAUAAGCAGCAGAUUAUCUACGGCAAGAUCCCCGGCAUGGUGGUGGAUCGCUGUGGCUGCUCUUAAGGUGGGGAAUGAGAAGGACCCUCUCCCCCCACAAACCCCACCCUGGAUCCCCAGCCCAGACCCUCCCCCCCACCCAGGCCCUAGAGCUCCUCCCUCCAACCCCUCUUAAACAAAAUGUCCUAUUCCCCAUCCCACCCCAAGCAGUGUGCAAUACAGCAGAGGAAGGUAGGGGAUAGAGAAAAGAGGGGUGAGGGAUCUGUGGGGGAAAGGGCAACGGGCAAGUUGGGGAGUGUUUGGGAUUUGCAGAUGAGGGUGUGUGGAAAGAAGAUAUAGAGGGAGAGAGUGAAGUAGAGACAGAGAUAGAGACAGGCAGAAGGACAGGGAUAUGAAGAAUGUGAGCAGGACAAAGGGAUAAAAGAGGCAGAGAGAGACUAGGCAGAGAUGAAAUCAAGUGAGAAAUAUAGGGACAGAUAGGGACAGAGAGUAAGCCUCAUACCAAGUCUUUUUUUCUUUGGGCCUGGUGAAGGGUUUGGUGUAAGAUGGGACAUUCCCUACAUGCACCAUGGCCUAUAGAGGAGGAGAAAGGGGUAUCAAACCCAGGCCCAGAUAUCUCCCUCCUUCCCAUAGUGGACAGGGGAAAAGGGGGUAGGAGUUGGGGAUGGCAGAGUGGGAAGGAUUUUGACAUUUAUUUAUUUAUUUAUUGUUAUUUUUCUUUUAAUUUCUGGUGUUUGGCUUUACAUAGAAAGAUUCUGAGAUUCCCCCUCCCCUUCUUCCACAGUACCCUAUUUUACUCCUUAAGUCAUGGAACCCUGCUUAUACCCCAAUACCCACCCACUCAAGCACUUGUAUAAUAAACAUCCAGGGUUGUGAGUUAGGGGCAGAGGGAGUCUGAAUUCCCCACACAGCUCACUUUCAAGUUUAAUUGUAGAGCCAGUGGUCCUAGACAGUAAGGCCCAGAAAGGGGGGGGGGGGAAGGGAGGGAGGGGGGAACAAGCAAAGUCCCAACAUAUCCAAGUUCAGUUAUGACAGCAAAUGACUCCAAGACUUACCCUUUCCCCUGUUCAGUGAUAUAACUAGAAGGCAAUGAUGACUGGUCAGUGUGCACAAAUGCCCCCUAGCUAAGAGAGACCAAAGAGCCUGUGGUAUCCCUCUUCCCCUUGCCAUUUUCAGGUCAGUAAAAGGGCCAUAGCUUGAAACUAGAGGCCCCCUGAGUUCCAGGGUUUUUGAGGGAGAGAAAACAGGAACUAUACUAGUUGGGGGAGUGGGGACUGGGGGAGGGGGGGAGUUUAGUGGUGAUUCUCACUGAAGGUUUUGAAGAGUUUAAAUAAAAACUACCACCCUGGGCUGGGAAUUGGAGAGUAGCAGACCAAGGGAAGGAAGAAUUAUGGAGAGAGUAUUCCAAGUCCCACAAGCUCAGGGCAAGCAGGGAAGGGGAAGUUAUGAAAGUAAGUGUCUAUUACUCUAAUUAUGAUUUUUAUCUUUUUUUUUUUUUUGGAAGCCAGUAAUACCUGGCAGCAAAGAGUGGACACAUCAGAAACUGUGUGCGGUAGGGGAUGGAGCAUGACAACAAGUGAGUUAGGGCAGAGUAGGGGGAGAUGGGUUCCAAAAGCAAGUCAUUCUCCUGUCCCUUCCCCCAGUUCCCAAUUCCUAACUGCAUUCCCCUCCCACCUAUCCUUCUCUCCCCUUUCCUUCCCCCCCAUGCCUCAGUUCCCUCCUCUUGGUGGAACAGAAGCAGCAAGCAGCUGAAGCAAAGAGAUGAAUCCUGAGCACUUACCACGGGCACUUUACGGACAUGAAAUACCUCUCGAUAUUUGGGGGAGCAAGGAGGGCCAGGGCGGAUGGUGAGGGAUGUUGAGGGCUGCAGGGAGUUUUAAGGUCUGGUGGACUGGGAAGCAUCAUGUAUAGCAGAAGGCUUCACAAAAUAGGGCCCUCAACGAAGAGUUAAGGGAAUUCUCCCUCCACUGGUUCAUUUUUCAUCAAGAUCCCUGGGGCCCUCUUUAGUCCUAUAGAAGGCUAGAGAGAUAUGAAGAUAUGCCUCGAUAGGCAAAGCUCUGAGUGGUCACAGUUAUGACCAGGGGCCUUGUUGGGGAUAAGAUUGGGCCAAGGUCAAAGGCACCAGACUUAUUGUUGUUGGCAAGUUUAUUCAGAAGGCCCACCAUAUUCUAGCCUGCCCUGAGGAGGGUGCAGGAACCUGGCCAAAGGAACUUGACUAUCUUUCCCUGGUGAGGGGAUGAUGGGGGCCUUGCAAGGCAUUCUUUUUCCCAUUCUCAGGAGAGAAGGUACUUUGGGGGAGGGGUGACAUCUCCUUUUCACCCCUACCUCCUAAUCUUGGCAGGUUCCCCAGUCUUUCCUCUCCAGCCCUAUUCUUUACUAUUCUUACUACCCCAAUCCAAGAAAAACGAUCAUCACCACCACUCCACAUCCAUGGUGGGGAGGGAGGGGAGAACCGGAGAGGUCAAGAUCAGAAGAUGACUCUUCCAGAAUCAACACCUGAUCUCAGGCCCAGGGGCCAGGCAAGGGGCAGGGGCAUCAUAUGACCUCCCAAUACAGGUUCUAAGGGAAACUAGAGCCUUGAACUUGGGGGGAUACUUAGAAGACACCCCCACUCCUACCAAAUAAAGACCUUGGGGGAAUCUAAGGCUCUUUUUCUUUUGGACAUGAACCUACUGAGUGUCUCAAUCUCCUGUCCCCCCAAAGAGGUUAUUAGAGACAGGGCUCAGAGACACAAAAGGAGCUAGGGAAUGUUCCCCUGCUUCAAGUAUGUGGACAAAGACAGUGCCCCCUUUGAACAUAUCAUAAUUAUUAUUUACUUUUGUGUAUAUGUCAACACUGUGUACGCGAACAACUUUGUUUCUGUACGGGUCAUCUGAGAAGGCUGGGGGUAAUGAGGAGAAGGGAUGUCAGGGGGCACAAGGGAGGCCUUAAAAGAAAAGAGAACUUCUUUACCAAGACAAGUCUCCCAAAGGAUGCACGGAAAUGAAGACAUGGGGCAGUUUCUGAGUUAAGUGACAUAGGACAGAGAUAGCCAUUGGCCCUUUUUUGGGUUUUUAAAUGUUUUUUUUUUUUUUUUGAGUUUUGGGGUGGUCACAUGACCCAAUCUAGCACUUGAACCUGAAAGAAAAAUAAUAAAGUCAAAGAGUUUA